UACACAAUCUCCUCGAAGGAUGUCUGGGAUCACUUUAAAUUCGGACUGCGAGGACUGUUUAUCUCCCGUGGUCAACAGCACGGAGUUACAUUCACACUCCAUCGUGGAUGACGACGACGAACUUCUCAGAUACAUCUGGAGAGAGUACUUACACCCCAAGCAGUACGAAUGGGUGCUCAUUGUGGCUUACAUUAUUGUGUUCUUCGUUUCACUCAUUGGAAACUCGCUUGUUUGUUUUGCAGUGUGGAAAAACCGCCACAUGCGCACCGUGACCAACUACUUCAUAGUGAAUCUCUCCCUGGCUGAUGUGCUGGUCACCAUCAUCUGCCUGCCUGCGAGUCUUGUGGUGGACAUCACAGAGACGUGGUUCUUCGGAAGCACUCUUUGCAAAAUCGUCCCUUAUCUGCAGACCAUCUCUGUUUCUGUAUCAGUCCUCACCCUGAGUUGCAUCGCCCAGGACCGCUGGUAUGCCAUCUGCCACCCGCUGAUGUUCAAGAGUACAGCCAAGAGGGCUCGCAAGAGUAUUGUUGUAAUCUGGCUUGUGUCAUGCAUCAUCAUGAUUCCUCAAGCUAUUGUGAUGGAGUGCAGCAGCCUUCUGCCCGAACUCACGAACAAGACCCGUCUGUUCACAGUGUGCGAUGAACACUGGGGAGCUGAGAUCUACCCAAAGGUGUAUCACACCUGUUUCUUCAUCGUCACAUAUUUCGCUCCGUUGUGUCUCAUGGUCCUGGCCUACAUUCAGAUUUGUCACAAGCUGUGGUGUCAACAGAUUCCUGGAAGCACCUCAGUGCUGCAGAGGAAGUGGCGGUCCAUCCAGUGCUCGGCGCCCAACACAGGGGCCGGGGAGACCGUGCGGGUUAGGACGAGCACGGUCUGUGCCGAGAUCAAACAAAUCAGAGCUCGACGGAAGACGGCUCGCAUGCUGAUGGUGGUGCUCUUUGUUUUUGCCUUGUGUUACCUGCCAAUUAGCGUGCUCAAUGUCAUGAAAAGAGUCUUUGGAACUUUCAAGAAGACAAAUGACAGGGAGACGGUGUACGCAUGGUUCACUUUCUCCCAUUGGCUCAUAUAUGCCAACAGUGCAGCAAAUCCUAUCAUCUACAAUUUCCUAAGUGGGAAGUUCCGCGAGGAGUUCAAAUCCGCCUUUUCUUGCCACUGCUGCGGACGGCAGGAAAGCGGGACACAGAGGACAAGGACCAGAACCAGCACGGACAGCCGUAAAUCCCUGUCUACUCAAGUUAACAACAUGGACAACAUGUCUGGCAUAUCGGAUCACAUGGUGUAGGCUCAGGGUCCUGGUGGGGAGCUCUCCCGCGGCCAACUCAAUCUUCUAAGGGCAUUAUUGAUGCAGAAAUGUGCAAAGCUGAGGGGGAAAAAAGCGGCUUUUGGAUGAAAAAGAAUCCCUGUUUUUAUGUGUGGUUACAAAGACAAUAAGAAAACAGACCACUUUUUUCCGGGAGACUUUCUCUUGUCUUUUAUAAUCACUUGUAACUAAAAGAAAGUGUCUAUUUAUGGGGAAGACACCAUUUCGGUGUCUGCGUGUUAUUCAUGACUUGACAUUUUGGAUUGCAUAGAAUUUUACUGUAUAUUUUUAUUUUUUCUUCAGUAUCCAGAAUCAUAUAUUGGCAUAAAGUCAACAUAACAUUAUGACCGCCUUCCUAAUAUUGUGUAGGUCUCCCUUGUCCCUCAAAACGGCUCUGACUCAUCCGAGAAUAGUCAUGGGGAAUAGAGAACAGACUGAGUCUGAGGGGGUCAUGUGGUGCCUGGCAACAGGAUGUUGUUAGUGGGGGCCUUUGAGAGGAGGGACCUCUGUGGAUCAGUGCAUCCCAGAUACUUAAUCAGUUUGGGAUUUAGUGAAUUUU
Molecule: messenger RNA, 1859 nt
Organism: Mugil cephalus (flathead mullet)
Lineage: Eukaryota; Metazoa; Chordata; Actinopteri; Mugiliformes; Mugilidae
Gene: hcrtr2
Product: hypocretin (orexin) receptor 2
Exons: 7
Coding region: 20-1282 (420 amino acids)
Biological process (GO): feeding behavior; circadian sleep/wake cycle process; G protein-coupled receptor signaling pathway
Cellular component (GO): membrane
Molecular function (GO): orexin receptor activity
Source: RefSeq, a predicted model, not a curated record